AUGAGGGAUGGAAGGGAAUUCAACUUGCCUCCAGUGUGGCUUAAAUCCCUAUCCUCUAACUUGGUGAGGUGGGUUAAUUACCAUUUAGCCCUUGGUCAUAAUCAUAAAGUGAUAUGCUGUUAUCUGCACAAGUUACUGGCGAGGCAGAAUAUACUGAUGACACACCAAUUGCCUCCUGAUGGUUUAUAUGGUGCUUUGGUGUUGAGUCAAAAAGCUCAUGCUCGUAUACUUUCCAUAGAUGAUUCUGAAUCUCAGUCUUCACCUGGGUUUGUGGAAUUUUUUUUUCCAAAGAUGUCCCUGGUGAUAAUAUGA
Thlaspi arvense is the source of this 312-nucleotide messenger RNA. The record is from the annotation of a GenBank genome assembly. Lineage: Eukaryota; Viridiplantae; Streptophyta; Magnoliopsida; Brassicales; Brassicaceae.